This is a messenger RNA of Moneuplotes crassus, 1023 nucleotides long. The record is from the annotation of a GenBank genome assembly. Lineage: Eukaryota; Ciliophora; Spirotrichea; Euplotida; Euplotidae.
UUCGAAUGGUGAAUAAUAAAUCUACCAGAAAAUUGCUCCAAAGAAGAGCAAUCUCCAUCAAUGGCUUCAGAGCUAGGCAGAAAAGGUCUAAACUAGCAUACUUUACCACAAGUGAUAGAGUAGAUGAGGAGACACAAGGAUCUAGCUUUGACAAGGUUAUCACUGACUACGAAUCUGAUGAAAAAUUGCUAGAAGACUCCUCAGAAAUUUCCAGUACUAUUGAUGCUGAAAAAUUUAUCCCCACUGCUAUCAAAACUAUUGUGAUCGCGAAUAAGGCAAAUCGGAGCAUUCAUAUUGAAAACUCAGAGAAAAAGCCUAAGAGUAGAAGCAGCAAGAGGAGAAUCAGACGUCUCAGAAGUAGCUACAAUUUCAGAUCAAAUAUUAAUAAAUUGAAAAAUCAGAAAACACUUCAAGGAUUCUUGCCAAGGUUCCAAGGCAGCAAUAAUGUUUCCGUACAAGUCUCUGAGUCCUCUAUGCAAUCAUAUACAAGCAGCAAGAUGAUGACAGCUGUUUAUGAUGAGUUUCCAACCAACAGUAACAUUAUAAACUUUCAUAAGGCAGUGAUGUCUAAGAUGCAUAACUAUAUGAACUUAUCCAAGGUCGAUUUCCAAGAUUCCUCAAAAUAUCAUAAUCAAAAAUCUGGUCAGUCAUCCAUUAAGCACCCAUCAAUUACCUGCAAGCUCAAGAUGUCUGCUGCCAACAAGAUUAGGUGUGCUAAGUCAAGAUGUCCAAAAAGAUUCAGGAUUCCUCUCAAGGGAGCCCAGAAGUGUUUAUUCAGAACGCCUCAAAAGAGGAAUUUGAAUGUGAAGACCAAGAAUGGCCAGAAAUUAAACACCUCCUGCAAGAACACAGAUGUGUCAAAUAGCACAGUAAACAUCAGGGUGCCAAAGAAGGUAUCUUCUCAAUGUCUGGGGAGCUAUGUAGCUCCUUAGUCAUUCUGAGGGGAUCCUGUGUCUAGAACAGCACAUAAAAAUCCCCACAAGAGGUUCCCAAUCGAGGAGCCCCUAAUUCAUAACUUUAUAU